UUAUAUAAGCUGAAGCAGAGCUGUAAAAUCAUCUUCCAGUCAUGGCUUUGCUCAGAGUGAUCUAUGUGGCAGCUGUGCUGGGUCUCCAGAUACGAGACUCUAAUUCCCAGUUAUCUGAUUGUGGUCAGCCAGCUCUCAACACCAGGAUUGUUGGAGGACAGGUUGCUCCUGCAGGCAGCUGGCCCUGGCAGGUCAGUCUGCACACCUCCGGUCACAUCUGUGGAGGGAGCCUCAUCAACAACCAGUGGGUGCUCACUGCCGCUCACUGUGUCGAUGGACGCUCCCCAUCAGAAUUUACAGUGUACCUGGGUCGUCAGAGUCAGGAGGGAUCAAACCCCAACGAAGUGUCUCGAUCAGUAACUCAGAUAAUCAGUCAUUCUGGCUACAACUCCGACACUGUCGACAAUGACAUCUCCCUCCUGAAGCUCUCUUCAUCGGUAACCUUCAGCAACUACAUCUCACCUGUCUGCCUGGCGGCCUCAGGCAGCACCUUCUUCCGUGGCGUUGACACCUGGAUCACUGGCUGGGGCACCAUUGGGAGUGGAGUUGACCUCCCUUCCCCACAGAACUUGAUGGAAGUGGAGGUGCCAGUCGUGGGAAACAGACAGUGUAAGUGUAGUUAUGGCGUGAAUCAAAUCACUGACAACAUGAUGUGUGCUGGAUUAGAAGAAGGAGGAAAGGACUCUUGUCAGGGAGACUCAGGAGGUCCACUGGUGAGCAAACAGGGCAGUCGGUGGAUUCAAGGAGGAAUUGUGAGUUUUGGAAGAGGUUGUGCAGAGCCUAACUUCCCAGGAGUCUACGCCAGAGUGUCCCAGUACGAGACCUGGAUCAAAAACCAGAUCAGCAGCAGCCAGCCAGGCUUCAUUAGCUUCACGUCCAACGGGACUGACGGUGACCUCAGCGUUUCAUGUCCAGGCCUCUCCUCAUCUGGAUCUUCCAGCAAUUCAUCCAAUUCUGCAACCACAACUUCUACCACCACAACCCUCUCUCAACCCACAUCGUUGGUCUGUGGAAGAGCCCCACAGAAUUCUCGUAUUUCGGGUGGAAGUUCGGUGGCGAAGGCCGGCGUGUGGCCGUGGAUGGCGAGCCUGCAGAAGGGUGGGCGGCAUGUGUGUGGUGGGACGCUGGUGGCUGUGGACUCUGUGAUGAGCAAUGCCAACUGCUUCCCAAGCUCCCCCAAUGCGUCUGAGUGGACGGUGGUGUUGGGUCGUUUGAAGCAGAAUGGAUCCAACCCCUUUGAGGUGUCGCUGAACGUGACCAACAUCACCCUGAGUAACAUGACGGGAUCCAACAUUGCACUGCUUAAACUGUCCACCCAGCCCACCCUGUCUGACUACAUCCAGCCCAUUUGUCUGGACGAUGGAAAAACCUUCCCUGUGGGUUCAGUGUGCUGGACAGCUGGUUGGAGCUCCGGACAAGGAGGAGAAGAACAAGUCAUGCAGGAAUUGCAGACCUCAGUGUUAAAUUGUGGGAAUACAUCAACAAGUGAGAGCAUUUGUACAGGACUCUUUGCACUGGAGAAGGGUGAGUCUGGAAGCCCGCUCAUGUGUAAGUUGAGCGGCUCCUGGUUCCAGGCAGUGGUUUUGUCAUAUGAAAGCAGCUCCAACAGGGAAAAACGAAAUAAUACAGUGAUGACCCUUGAAAAGCUGAGUCGAUUUAAAACCUUCUUGACUCGGUCACUGGGGACUUUCUUGUCUCCGACUUCCACCAACAACAAUACCAACACCAACUCGACGACCACCGCUGCCACCACCAGUGGGUCCAAUGCUCAUUUCUCCUUUUUCUUCUGCAUCCACCUCCUCGUCCUACCCUUGUGUCUCCAGAUCUUCUCAUAGAAAGAGCCAACAUCACGUUUUUUUUUUUUUACAUGAUUUAACUUGCACAAAUGAAAGCAAACUUUAAAUUUGACACUUUAUAAGUUGAUUCUGUUUUUAUUUUGUCUCAUGUGUAAAGGUUUUGAUAAUAUUGUGGCAUGCACAUGCUUUGUUAAUGCAUACAAAUGAUGUGAUCAUUAAGAAAAUGCUUCUGUAUCUGUAAAUAAACAUUCGGUGCGUCCAAAAUCCCGUACUAAAAAGUAUAUACCAAAAAGUAUACUUAAAUUCGGCACACUUUUGAGUAAAUAUCAGUAGUGCAUUAAUUCGAACGUACUAUUAAGAGCGCACACGUCACUUCCUGCCGUAGGGAGGAAGUGACGUGUCACAGCAGCGGUAGCAGC
Cololabis saira (Pacific saury) is the source of this 2215-nucleotide messenger RNA. RefSeq names its product polyserase-2-like. The transcript has 10 exons. The record is from RefSeq and is a predicted model, not a curated record. Gene Ontology annotation, molecular function: serine-type endopeptidase activity. Lineage: Eukaryota; Metazoa; Chordata; Actinopteri; Beloniformes; Belonidae. Gene Ontology annotation, biological process: proteolysis. Bases 42 to 1835 code for a protein of 597 amino acids.